CAGGAUAUCUGGAUAUCUUUGAGUAUGUCUCAUUGUGCUCUUGUAUGUUUUCUUUUCUCAUAUUUGGCAUGUGUACAGUCGCUCCAUAAGCCGUCUAGGCAUCGCUAUGGGUGUGGCCAUGGUAUGUUCUAUUCCAUAUAUGCGUGUAUUUCUGAGCUCGCUAAGCCAAAUCUUAUACAGGUCUCGCUUGCCACCAUUCCAGCUGGCUUCGACUUCUGCAGUCUAUUAGUCUAUUUCGAUACGUUUAUCUUCACGUUGCGAAAUGCGGUUGGGGUAUCCGAGCAGCACAGGGCUAGCCAUGGGCAGAACGGAAAGGCAAAGAAAUCGAGCCCUAGGAAGCCUAACGGAACCCUAUGGGAAGAGAGCCCUGCAACCAUUAUGCACCCUGAGCUGCCCAUCGGUGUUGGUCUCCUUGAUGAUAGUGGUGAUGUCCCAUUGAGCGUAAAUUUUCGGACAUCGACAACAUGCUAUCUAGAACUAGCUAUAGUCUUGCCACAAAGCGAGCAGAAAGGAGAGGUCAUAAAUUUGAGAGAAAGUAAGGUCAAGCCAAACACGAAAGGGGCACGAAAUUCUAGAACUGGAGAGACGUCAUCUAUGGAGUGAGACGCUACGGAACUUCUAACCAGACUUCAAGGAUCCGUAUGAAGACAAGUCGUUCAAUGGGCGUAGACGGAACUUUAGCGUCAACGACCACUCCAGGCAUCACACAACGCGACGAAACCAUCAUUAUAGAGGCUACAAACCAAAGGAGGUAACCGUACAAAUAAUAGUAUCGCCUGGAAGCGACAGGAGUCCAUGCAUGAUGAGCUGCAGCGUCACCUCCUGGAUGUUGGCGGUAGUACAUGUGCUGCCUUCUAUGACUUACGGUCGCCGGAACAAUGAGCC
Molecule: messenger RNA, 885 nt
Organism: Desarmillaria tabescens
Lineage: Eukaryota; Fungi; Basidiomycota; Agaricomycetes; Agaricales; Physalacriaceae
Exons: 9
Coding region: 25-603 (192 amino acids)
Source: RefSeq, a predicted model, not a curated record